This is a messenger RNA of Peromyscus leucopus (white-footed mouse), 941 nucleotides long. RefSeq names its product coiled-coil-helix-coiled-coil-helix domain containing 7 (gene Chchd7). NCBI's taxonomy places the organism in Eukaryota, Metazoa, Chordata, Mammalia, Rodentia, Cricetidae. Bases 385 to 642 code for a protein of 85 amino acids. The transcript is spliced from 6 exons. The record is from RefSeq and is a predicted model, not a curated record.
AGCGACUGACGUGUUUGGAGCUGUAGCCGGCUCGGGUGCUGGCCGAGUGGCGACCGGUGGUGAGUGGUCUCCGGCCCCUCCCUCCCUCCGCGGCAGACCCUGGACAACGCUAGCCGGGGACGCCUACCCUAGUUCUCGGCGCCAGUUCGUCCGCGGCAUGCCGUGCUGUCGCUGCUCGCGCUACGCGACUCCUCCGGCUCGGGCAGCGGAAGGUGACCCUAGACAGGUUUACGGCGUGGUGUGUUUCUGCUUCCGGAUUUAACCCUCAGACCCGGCUCUGAGCAGCCUAGGGGCCUGGACGAGUUCAGUAACGUGCCCUUCCCCCACUACGGAUCAAAGCUACAAGGAGAGUGGGAAUUUGGAACUCUUUGGUGAGAAGACAAGAUGCCUAUGGUUGCAAGGCGGCUGAGAGAUCCUGACAUAAACCCUUGCUUGUCGGAAUCUGAUGCUUCUACCAGAUGUAUGGAUGAAAAUAACUACGACAGGGAAAGGUGUUCCAAUUACUUCUUGAAGUACAAAAACUGCCGGCGAUUCUGGAAUUCUGUCAUGGUCCAAAGAAGACAAAAUGGAGUUCAGCCACCUAUGCCUACAGCAGCAGAAAGAGAUGAAAUUUUGAGAGCAAUGCAAAGGAUGCCCUAUUGAGAAGUCAAGGCAAACUCUUGUGUCCCUUUCCGUCACCUGGUCCUGAAUCAAGAGUAUCCGUGACUCUUCAAUGAACUCUCCAGUCGAAAACCCAGCUCAGAAGUAUUUAAACCAGAUGACAUUUAUUUUUUUAUUUUAUUUUUGAGACAAGGUCUUGCUAUGCAGUCCAGCCUGGCCUGGAACUUGAUGGUCCUCACACCUCAGCCUUCUGAACACUGGGAUAAUAUGUGAGCCACCACAUCUGGCUUGACCUGAUUGUUGGAUGAGAUUCUAUUUGAAUAAAAAAUGGAUUGAAAAUA